AUGGCUACUCAAGUGGCAGUUGCGCCGGUCGUCGUGGUCUUCCCUGCAGAAGGUCAGAGAGGCUUGAGUGCAUCCAUAGCCCACGGACACCAAUUUGAUUAUGGACGCCUUUCAACCAGAUGGGGAUGUGGAUGUUCGCUGGCGGUGACCUUUAUGGCACAUGUGAAGACAAGCCGGCAGAAAAGGUGCUCGGUGCGUUGUUCGGGAGGGCGAAAGCCGUCAAAGAGGAAGCAAGGUGUGAAGCGUAGUGCAAGAAGAUCACUGGCAAUCCUUGCCUUCUUAGGAGCGGCUGCUUGCACGGUCUUGGUGAGAAUGUUCCAUUCCGGAUCUGGAAGGGCCAACUGGGGCACUUUCGCUGAGCGAGUCAAGGCUUACAACGGAGUUUGUGGCUCACUGGCUGCAGAUCUGGCCUUCUCCUGUGCUGCAUUCGUGGCCUUUGCCGUGUGUGCGGGUACGGAGACGGCGAUCACCACCUUGUGGCCAUGGAAAGUCCGGGAGUAUGCCCAGCGGGAGUCGGAGAAGGCAGAGAAAAAAGUCAGAGAAUUGCGUGAAAAUGGAGGACGCGCCAGUGCCAAGGUGGAGCUCGGGAAAUGGACUGCACUAAGAGAAGAUAUCCAGCGAUUCAUGCAGACGAUCUUGAUUGGCGCUACCUUAGCAGGUGUGGUGAGCACGGCGUUCAUCACGGAAAUCUGUGGGCAACUCUUUGGGCCCAAAGGCCUUGGCAUUGCGACCGUGUCCGUGACCCUGGUGCAACUAACGCUUGGCGAGAUCUUGCCAAAGAGCAUGGCUGUGUCAAGUCCCUACAACUUUGCUGAAGCUACGCUGCCGUUCUUCUACAGGAUCUCAACUGUGGUGUACCCCGUGAGCCGAAUUCUCAACGAGGCGGUAUCAUUGCUCCUUGGAAUGAUAGGAGUGCCCGUAGAUACGCACAAGACACCCUUUGUCUCCGAGGAAGAAUUGGAUCUUGUGUUUCGAUCAGCCAUGCAGAGUGGGGUGGUGGCCGCAGAAGAAGGUGAGAUGAUUGCGAGUGUUCGAAAUCUGGAUAGCAAGAAAAUCAAGGAGAUCAUGACGCCUUUGGUCGACAUGAUUUGCAUCGAAUCGCAAGAACCCAUUUCGAAGCUGCAUCAUUUGAUCAAGACUACUCAGUUUAGCCGCAUCCCUGUCUACGAAGUGCGUUUUGACAACAUCAUCGGUGUGGUUAGCAUGAAGACGCUGCUGAAGAAUGCGGACGGUUUGGAGGAGAUUGUCGAUUCAAACUCGAGGAAAGUCUGCGAGAUUAUCGACACCCCCGUCUUUGUUCCAGAGACAAUGUCCCUCACUGCGGCAUUGCGCUUAUUAAAGGAGAGAACACUGGCCGUUUGUGUUGAUGAGUAUGGAGGCACCACUGGUUUAGUUACUUUGGAAGAUGUGCUGGAAGAGAUUGUGGGUGAGAUCUAUGACCCAGACGAAGAGAAAGAUCAGGUUGAAAGGCAACAGAAUCAGGACAAAAUUCAGCAGAUUGCACCCAAUCACUUCUCGAUGAGCGGCCUGGCGGAAAAGUACGAGGUGGAGGAAGCUUUCGGCAUCAAAAUGCCCGAGGGUGACUACAACUCCAUUGGCGGUUUCAUGUGCACAAAAAUUGAUCGCAUCCCAUUGAUCGGUGAAGCCUGCAUCGUAGAGACAGCCGCAGAGCGGAUCCGCUUUGAGAUUGCGAAAGUGGACGAACGACGAGUGCUGCAAGUUGAAGCCUUCCGGACAGGAAAAGAGGGUAAGCAGCCUGUAGAAGGAGAUGAAGAUCGAGAUGAGGAGCUGGAAAAGCGCCAAGUGAUUUUCUCAGAGGUGGACGUUUUGGACGCUCACAGUCACGAUGCGAAGGAGAGCGCAGAGAUAGAGGGCGCAGAAGCUGGUGCAAGUGUGGGUGAAGUUGAAAAUCCUAGUGACAUUCCGUCUGGAGUUAGCAUAAUAGAAGGAAGUGAAUUGCGACUUCCUGUAAGUCCAACAGAGGCAAAGCCUGAAUCGACGAGUCAAGGCCUUGAGCGCCUUGAGCAAGCGAAAACUGAAGGCUUGCAAGGUGAUGUGAAGGAAAGCUUGCCAGAUGAAAAGAAGUCUGAAGAAACCAAAGAAGUGUUGGACGUGUCGUCCAAAAGAUCGAGGGCAGAGCCAGAAAAGAAAGCCUAUUGUGCCAAGGGUAGCUACGUGCUGCCAGCUGGUGACCUUGACCAUUGCAACCGCAGCAGCCACAACUGCGACGAGGCUUCAACUGUUCAGGUCUUUGCAUUGGACGAGGUAUUGGACGCGUAUGGGGUGACCCAGGUGUGUUUGCUGAAGAUCGACUCCGAGGGUGCAGAGCUGAAAGUGCUCCGGAGUGCAUGGGGCUGGCUGGCCAAGCGUGCCAUACGGAUGGUGUACUUCGAAUGGAGGCCCUUGACAAGCAUUGCCCGAGGGGAGGAUCCGUUUGAAAUCCUCAACUUUCUGGCCUCGUUGAACUACAGGAUACUUGCCUCAAUCCAAUGGUUUGCCGAUGACCAGGAGUGGACGUUUGUCGAGCGUGAACAGUGGCAUACCAUGCUGCUGCGGAAGGGCAACUUGCUCGCAGUCCCAUAG
Messenger RNA from Durusdinium trenchii, 2583 nucleotides. NCBI's taxonomy places the organism in Eukaryota, Dinophyceae, Suessiales, Symbiodiniaceae. The record is from the annotation of a GenBank genome assembly.